UUUUGAAUUCUUUGCGAUAUCUACAUUUAGACGGCAAUAAACUUUCAAUUUUGAGAAAUGGCAUAUUUUAUAAUCUUACCUCAUUGAUACGGCUCAAUCUGUAUAACAAUGAAAUAGCUGAGAUUGAGGGUGAUGUAUUUUCUAGUUUGAAUUCAUUGCAAUAUCUAUAUUUAGAUGGCAAUGAACUUAAAAUUUUAAGAAAUGGCGUUUUUAAUAAUCUUACCUCCCUGAUAUGGCUAUAUCUUUAUAACAAUAAAAUAGCAAAUAUUGAGGGUGAUGUAUUUGCUAGUUUGAAUUCAUUACAAUAUCUAUAUUUGUAUAACAAUAAACUUAGAAUUUUGAGAGAUGGCACAUUCCAUAAUUUGACCUCCCUGAAAGAGCUCCACCUUGAUAACAAUAAAAUAACAGAGAUUAGAUCUAGAUCCUUGGUGAACCUUUAUAAUCUUAGAUAUCUUAAUCUAAAAAACAAUGAACUCAAGGAAGUACCAAGAGAUAUAUGUGAAUAUUUGCCUAAAUUGACAACAUUAUACUUGGGUGGAAAUAACAUUACAACCAUUCCAGCCCAAAACUUUUAUAACAUCGAGGCAAUUAAGAACUUUUGUGUUGCAACAAAAAGAAUUGAGCAAACAACACAAACAACAGAUGAAUCUGUACAAACAACAAACGAAUUAAUACAAAAAACUCAGGAAUAUAUACAAACAACACAAGAAUCUUUACAAACAACAAGAGAAUAUAAACAAACAACACGAGCGUAUAAAAAAGCAAAACAUGAAUCAAUACAAACAGCACAAGAACCUGUACAAACAACACCAAAAGCUAUACAAACAACACAAAAAUCAACACAAGAAUCUACACAAGCAACAAGGUCAACUACCAAAACAAAUAAACCAUUGAGCCUUUCAUUUGAGAUUGGUUUGGCAUGUGGAAUAUCAGCGUCUGUUGUGUUUGUCAUUAUAAUAGUCUCUACCAUAAUAUGGAGAAGGAAAACGAACCAGACUGUUAAGUUCGAUGCUCCUGUUGAAAACAAUCAAGAACAUGUUAAUGAUGGCUUUAGUGAUAUGGAUAUUGCAGUGAACAGUAAUUCUCAAAGUAAUGACAAACAGUUAACUGUUAACAAUAUUUCUUCCAAGUCCACAUCAACUGCACCAUAUGAUAUGAUGAAUGAGACUGAUUUAGAUCACAAAGCAGGAGUCAUAUUAAUAUAUUAUAAGAACAAAUAGAGUAUAAAAUAUGUACAUUGGUACCAAAGGUAAAAGCAUGGCGAAAUUGUUUCACAGAAAAUGUAGAGUCAGAGCAAUCACAUUGGUUCAGGGAUCUAUGGAACGAUAAGAAAAACUGUGAAAAUGGUAACAAAUUAGGCACAUAUACUUAAAAAAGUUAGUACUUAAGCUCAAUAUUGUUACAUAAUGACUUCUUGUAACAGUUUUAUUUUAAGCAAAAUGUAUUUUUAAAAUAUGGCGUAGAAGACGCAUUUACCUAUAGUCACUCAUAAGUCGGCUGUACAUAUUUGUUGAUUUGUAUUUUAUUUUAUGUACUUUAAUUGUAUAACAAGUGUGUGACUUUAAUAAACUAUUUAACCUAAC
Owenia fusiformis is the source of this 1583-nucleotide messenger RNA. The record is from the annotation of a GenBank genome assembly. NCBI's taxonomy places the organism in Eukaryota, Metazoa, Annelida, Polychaeta, Sabellida, Oweniidae.